UCCGGUUCAUCCACAAAACUGGAAACCCACACCACAUCGACCCAUUUUAUUAACUGUGACUGUGAGAAACCCCUACCUCCUCCAACAACAAAAUCGUUACUAAAAUUCACUAUUACAUGAAAAAUUCUGCUGUUUCUCGCAAUCUCUGAUUCCCCUGCUCAUGCUGAUUCUGGUAAAACCUCAUCACCUUUCCUCAAAACCCUAAAACACCCAAAUUAUCUUUUCCGUUGUAGGUUGUCGACCAAUUUAUAAGGUCACCCAUGGCUUCGAGGGACCAAGCGCUUUCUCUUCUCGCUGCAGCGAACACUCAUAGCGAUUUGGCGGUGAAGCUCUCCUCCUUGAAGCAGGCCAAAGACAUUCUAUUGUCAGUCGAACCGUCUUUAGCUGCCGAGCUUUUCCCUUACUUGGCUGAACUUCAAUUUUCGCCCGAGAAUCUAGUUCGAAAAAUGCUUGUCAAGAUAAUUGAAGAAAUUGGUUUAAAAGCAAUGGAGCACUGUUCUGUACUUAUACCUGUCUUAUUGGCUUUUAUGAAAGAUACUGAUCCUCUCGUUGCAAGGCAGUCUAUUAUUAGUUGCACACAUAUCUUUUGUGCUGUUCUAGAGGAAAUGGCAUUGCAGUUUCGCCGGCGUGGUAAGGUGGAGCAUGGUCUUGAAGAACUAUGGCUAUGGAUGAUCAAGUUCAAGGAUGCAGUGUUUGCAAUUGCAAUGGAGCCUGGUUAUGUUGGGACAAAGUUGCUGUCAUUGAAAUUUUUGGAAACAUACAUAUUACUUUUUACAGAUGACACCAAUGAUUCUGACAAACUUGUUGCAGAAGGAAAUAGACAGUUAUUUAAUGUUUCAUGGCUAGUUGGUGGCCAUCCUGUUUUGGAUCCAGUUGCACUCAUGUCAGAUGCAGACAGGACUCUUGGCAUUCUAUUGGAUUUUUUGCAAUCACCCAGCAAUCUUCCUGGUUCUUUGACAAUUGUUGUAGUCAAUUGUCUUGCAGCUAUAGCUAGGAAGAGGCCACUCCACUAUGGAACUGUUCUUUCUGCAUUGCUUGAUUUUAGUCCAAAUUUUGAGGCGGUGAAAGUAUGUCAUACUGCUAGCAUCCAGUACUCCUUGAGAACAGCCUUUUUGGGAUUCUUGCGGUGUACGCAUCCAGUCAUUUUUGAGUCAAGAGAUAGAUUGCUUAGGGCUUUACGUGCUAUGAAUGCUGGGGAUGCAGCUGAUCAAGUUAUCCGUCAAGUUGACAAAAUGAUUAAAAAUAAUGAGCGUGCUUCACGUGAAUCCAGGUUUAGCAGGGACGAUCAACUGUCAAGCCAACUUCCAGUUUCAGGGGAUCAGUUGAGAAAAAGAUCUGUGUCUCUUGAUACUGAAGAGCUAGCAAAUGGCCACGAGGUAUCGUCCAAGCGAAUUUGUUAUGGUCCCAACAUCUCAUCAACCGUGCCAAUCCAAAUAAAUGAUUCUGAGGAGGAAUCUGUAUCAGUCAAUGGAGUAUCCUCUAAUGCUUCUUUAUUAGAUAGUGAUUUGACUCCUGUGGAACAAAUGAUAGCUAUGAUUGGUGCAUUGCUUGCUGAAGGAGAGAGAGGUGCUGAAUCACUUGAAAUUCUCAUUUCAAAUAUUCAUCCUGAUCUGCUAGCUGAUAUUGUCAUCGCUAACAUGAAGCAUUUGCCUAAGAAUCCCCCACCUUUGUCAAGGUCUGGAAAUUUGCCAGUAUCUCGUCCAAUUGGACCUGUAAGCAGUCCAGCACAAGUUGUGGUCACUUCUGCUCCAACAAAUUCUUUUUCUCCAGUUCCAACUGCACAUGUGCCUUUUUCUGCAACAAAUGGUUUAUCAUUGUCUGAUACGUCUACAGCCAAUAAUUACCCGGCUGAUGCUAAACGUGAUCCAAGAAGGGAUCCUCGUCGCCUGGAUCCACGACGUGCAGCAUCAUCUGUUGGAGUACCAUCCAUACCUAUUACAGAUGAUGCUGGUGCCAUGGAACCUGAAUUUGAUGGUUCUAUUUCUUUGAGUAAGCCUCUUUCACUUCCGGUUGUGACAUCUGUUGAGAGUCCUGCACUUCCAAUGUCAAACAGUGAAACUGAUGAUAAGGCUAUAGAAAAUCCACUGGUGCCUGAAAGUGAUCAAGUAAGUUUGAAAGAAAAGAUUUUCAGUAAACCUGAGGAUGCUGUUCCCUCUUCAGAAGUCAAGACUUCAUCAGAUCAUGGUCUUUCUCCUCCUCACACAGUUGAUGAGGACUCUGUUGCAUCAAAGUUAUCAGAUGUUGAAGUGACAUUUGAAGCUCAUACAUCAGCUUUUAUGGAACUUGAUCAGCAUUCUCCAGCUGUUUCAAACACAUCUAUACCUGAAGAAACCUGUCAGGAUUUACCUCAGCUUCCAAUAUAUAUUGAAUUAACUGAAGAACAACAACGAAAUGUGAGAAAAUUGGCAGUUGAACGAAUUAUUGAAUCUUACAAGCCUCUUCCUGGGACUGAUUAUAGUUGGACACGUAUGGCAUUGCUUGCUCGAUUAGUUGCUCAGAUUGAUGCAGAUGAUGACAUUGUUGUGAUGCUGCAAAACCAUAUUGUUUUGGAUUACCAGCUGCAAAAGGGGCAUGAGCUUGUGCUGCAUAUCUUGUACCAUCUACAUUCUCUUGUGACUUUAGAUUCAGCUGGAAGUUCCUCAUAUGCUUCUGCUCUGUAUGAGAAAUUCCUCUUGGUAGUGGCCAAGUCUCUGCUGGAUACUUUUCCAGCUUCAGACAAGUCCUUCAGCAGGCUUCUUGGUGAAGUUCCAGUUUUGCCAGAGUCAGCCUUGACAUUGUUAGAUGAUCUCUGUUAUAGAGAUGUUUUGGAUUCCCAUGGAAAAGAGGUUCGAGAUGGUGAGCGUGUCACUCAAGGCCUUGGUGCUGUGUGGGGUUUGAUUUUGGGCCGCCCAAAUAAUCGGCAAGCGUGCUUAGAUAUAGCUUUGAAGUGUGCUGUUCAUUCACAAGAUGACAUUCGAGCAAAAGCUAUCCGUCUGGUGGCAAAUAAACUCUAUCAACUAAACUACAUAGCAGAUAAUAUUGAGCAAUUUGCAACAAAAAUGAUUUUGUCAGCUGUGGAUCAGCGUACUUCAGACACAGAGCUUUCACAGUCAGGGUCCACUGACCAAAGAGAAGGGGAGGUUGGAAGCCAGGAGACAUCAGUCAGUGGCUCUCAACUCUCAGAUACUGGAAAUUGUGAAACUAACACUGCAAGGGGUGCACAAGGGGUUGUCCAAAGUGCGUCAACCAUGUCACUGUCUGAAGCUCAACGACUAGUUUCUUUAUUUUUUGCUUUGUGCACACAGAAACCUACUCUUCUUCAACUUGUAUUUGAUAUUUAUGGGCGAGCACCAAAAACUGUGAAGCAGGCUGUUCAUCGCAAUAUUCCUAUCCUUAUCAGGGCCCUAGGGUCAUCUUAUUCUGAACUGCUGCGUAUAAUAUCUGAUCCACCAGAAGGAUGUGAAAAUCUUCUGAUGCUGGUGCUACAAAAAUUGACCCAAGAGACAAUGCCUUCUGCCGAUCUGAUUGCCACUGUGAAACAUUUAUAUGAAACUAAGUUGAAGGAUGCUACUAUACUAAUUCCAAUAUUAUCUUCGCUCUCCAAGAAUGAGGUUUUACCGAUUUUCCCCCGGUUAGUUGGUCUUCCAAUAGAAAAGUUCCAGAUGGCACUCGCUCACAUUUUACAGGGUUCAGCUCAUACGGGUCCAGCUUUAACACCUGCAGAAGUGUUGGUUGCCAUCCAUGAUAUCAGUCCUGAGAAAGAUGGCCUUGCAUUAAAAAAGAUAACAGAUGCAUGCUCUGCUUGUUUUGAGCAACGCACAGUAUUCACACAACAGGUUUUGGCUAAGGCCCUGAAUCAGAUGGUUGAUCAAACCCCAUUGCCUCUACUCUUCAUGAGAACAGUAAUUCAGGCAGUUGAUGCAUUUCCUACCCUGGUUGAUUUUGUUAUGGAGUUGCUCUCCAAACUUGUGAGUAGACAGGUGUGGAAAAUGCCAAAAUUGUGGGUUGGGUUUCUGAAAUGUGUGUCUCAAACAAGGCCACAUUCUUUCCGUGUAUUAUUACAGUUACCACCUCCACUACUUGAAAGUGCUUUGAACAAGCAUGCUAAUCUCAGAGGCCCCUUGGCUACUUAUGCAAGUCAACCAAGUAUCAAAACUUCACUACCUAGAUCGACGCUAGCAGUUCUUGGUCUUCUCAAUGAUUCACAAACACAGCAACAUGUCACCUCUUUACACCCUUCAGAAACGAGUUCCUCUGUUCAUGGAGCAAAUCUUACAUGAUAAGUCACUGAGAAUCGGAAUUGACCACUUGUAUAGCAAGGAAUUGUUAAGGACCAUUCCAGAUGAUGGUCCUUAUCCACUGGUAACACUUGGCAGAAGGGGGAAUACAAAUUGACAGUGGUGGCUUAAAUGGACAUUUGACUUCCGACAAGUGACUAGCUGAUAUCUGAUGUGCAAUGAAUUGAAGUCAGCUGUGCGGGUGAAGUUGCAUUUUUGGCAAGAAACUGCCUCCAGAGAAUUCCAACCCUCCUUCCCUGGCUGCUUUACAAAUGUACCAUAAUUGUAAUGUCUUUUUCAUUUUUGUUCUAGUUAUUGUAAUUCAUUCUUUGAAAUUUUGAUCUUCAAAUCCAUCCUCAUAUGGGCAUGUCUUAUGAAGGGUGAAACAUUGGUUGGUCGGCAUGUAGGGCACCACAUAGGUUAAGCGACCAAUUGUUCUCAUUCUCAGCUGUAGGAGAUUAGCAAGUGUGGUUCCCUGCGUAGGUGGGGGAACCAUUUGAAGGGAAAAUGAUUGUGGAGCUGCUGUCCAUGUAUGAGGGGUACGGUCCGUCAUAUAAUUGAGGACUAAUUUGGUCAUGAUGAUCACAAUAAGAGUACAGCUCUCUUCUCAUUUUCACUUUCUUUUUCAAUGUUACUAAUCUAUGGCAAUUUGCGACAUUCUGGGAUCA
Molecule: messenger RNA, 4924 nt
Organism: Hevea brasiliensis (rubber tree)
Lineage: Eukaryota; Viridiplantae; Streptophyta; Magnoliopsida; Malpighiales; Euphorbiaceae
Exons: 27
Coding region: 261-4259 (1332 amino acids)
Source: RefSeq, a predicted model, not a curated record